CCUCAUUCGACCGACCGACCACUUGCCAAGCUCACUGACUAGCUACAUGCUACACUCGAUCAUCAGGAGACCAUACUUCAUUUCAUACACGUACUUGCCUCUGGAUACCCGUGAACCCGCCUAUAGUCCGUGUCAUGGUGGUUUAUAUGUAGCCGUGCGGAACCAUCCAAUUCGUCAGUCCAAGUCAUGUCCAUGAUGUGGGGCGUGUAGCUGACUAGCACUGCCCAUUGUGCCCUAUCAAGUCUGAUUGUCAUCACCCCCGCUAGUCAGGCUGGCGUUCCGUCGGUCAGCAUGUUGGCUCAGCUAGGCGCAGUGGCACGCGCGGCGAGCCUACGGGCCAGCGCGCGCUCAGCUGUGCUCAGCCGACCGUCUUCCCUGUCAACGCGUGCGCUUGGCUUACCGGAGCUUGAUCAUGGGCGUACCUGGCGUGAAUUGGGUCGGAUCCGGGCCUUUGCCAGCCUGUCAGGCUCCCGACCCACACCGUCGGAUCGAAGAAAUAGAUUUCAACAGCCUCGACUCUUAUUAUCGCCUGAUUGGUUGGCCUCACCCACGGCCCAAGUCCGUCACCUCGGAAUCGUCCCCACGCUCAUCCGAGGCGUACUCAAGAUUCGUUAUCUACUUUUGGGCGGGGCAUUGGGCGGGGGCUACUCAUUGGCCAAGCAAUAUGAGGAGUGGAAGAGUAAUCUGCCGGACAUGGACUGGAUCAAGGGCCUCAUUCCCGCCAUCGAGAGCGAUAAAGUGAGGAAAGGACUUCGAUCAACGGCGGAGAGUAUCCGAGCCAAGGCCAAUGAAAUUGAUAUAGAUCCGGCGUUGCAGAAUACCUUGGGCAAGUUUGAGUCUUUUCGUGAAUGGUUUGAAAAGCGUCUAGACAACGCUAUUCAAGUUGUUGAAAAAGAGAAACAACAGGAGAAGAAUGAGAAAGGAUCCAAUGGCAAUGCUAUUGGUUUAGGUUAUGCCGCGGGUGGAGCCAUCAGCGCGUUCUCCUUGACCAGCAUUGGAGGGAGUGGAUCGGGGAGUGGAAGUGGAUCCUCCAAAGAUCUGGAGGACAAGCUUAAAGAUGAAAAGGGCCGCACCAAGACUGAACGGGAGAAGAAUGAAAUGCUGCAACGGAAAUUGGAGAGUACCCAAGAGGAAUUGAUGAAGACCCAGAUCCGUUACCAGAAGGAGAUUGAAAAGCUCGAGAAAAUCAAUCGGGAGCUCAAAAACCAAGAGGAAUUGAUGAAGACCCAGAUCCGUUACCAGAAGGAGAUUGAAAAGCUCGAGAAAAUCAAUCGGGAGCUCAAAAAGCAACUCCUUUUGAGAGGCAAGGACGUCCAUGCCCGCAAAAAAAUCAAAAAAUCCCUGAUUGACAUGUAUUCCGAGGUUCUUGAUGAGCUGAGCGGCUACGAUACCUCAUACAAUACUGCAGACCAUCUUCCACGGGUGGUCGUAGUCGGUGAUCAGUCCUCCGGAAAGACGUCUGUCCUAGAAAUGGUGGCUCAAGCUCGGAUCUUUCCCCGAGGUGCAGGUGAAAUGAUGACCCGAUCACCAGUGAAAGUCACGCUUAGCGAGGGUCCCUAUCACAUUGCGCAAUUCAAAGAUUCCUCCAGAGAGUUUGACCUAAGUAAAGAAUCCGAUUUGGCAGACCUCCGCCAUGAGGUUGAGAUCCGGAUGUUGAACUCGGUUAGAAAUGGUUUGACCGUGUCAAAAGAUGUGAUAUCGAUGACGGUGAAAGGCCCUGGCCUCCAACGAAUGGUGCUUGUGGAUUUGCCGGGAAUCAUCAGCACCGUAACUGAGGGCAUGAAUCCGGAGACACGCGAGAACAUCCGGUCCUUGGCCCAAGGCUACAUGUCCAACCCCAACGCCAUCAUACUGUGCAUUCAGGACGGAUCCGUGGAUGCCGAACGGAGCAACGUCACCGAUCUAGUCGCCAGCAUGGACCCCAGUGGGAAGCGAACCAUCUUUGUCUUGACGAAAGUGGACUUGGCCGAAAAGAACUUGACGAAUCCGGAUCGGAUCCGGAAGAUCCUGGCCGGCAAACUUUUUCCCAUGAAAGCUCUGGGCUAUUUCGCCGUUGUCACGGGUCGAGGCAAUCAAGACGAUAGCAUCCAAGAUAUUCGAGACCACGAAGAGGGCUUCUUUGCCCAAUCCAAGAUAUUUAAAGGCGGUGUGGUGAAUUCGUCCCAGAUCACUACCCGUAAUUUGAGUUUUGCCGUGUCGGAGUGCUUCUGGAAAAUGGUUCGUGACACCGUAGAACAACAGGCCGAUGCCUUCAAAGCGACCAGAUUUAAUCUGGAGACAGAGUGGAAGAACAAUUUUCCCAGAACUAGAGAGCUGGAUCGAGAUGAGUUGUACGAAAAAACCCGCGGUGAGAUCCUGGAUGAGGUGAUCAAUUUGUCGUUGAUCACGCCGCAGACUUGGGAAGAAGCCAUUAGCAAGAAACUCUGGGAAAGGGUCGCACCUUACGUUUUUGAGAACAUCUACCUUCCUGCGGCUCAAGGCCGAAGUGGAGAAGUGAACCGGCCCAUUUCCACACAUAAUAAGACAGGCACCUUCAAUACAACUGUGGACAUCAAGUUAAAACAAUGGGCCGAGGCCCAAUUGGGUCGGAAAUGCGUGGAAGUUGGCUGGGAGACCCUCCAGGAGCAAUUCUACCAGCUCAUGAAUAAGGCCAAAAAGAACAAGGAUCAUGACGACAUCUUUGACAAGCUUAAAGAACAUGUGGUGCGUGAGGCCAUGAAUCAACACUCAUGGGAAGAUAGAGCGGCCGAAAUGCUCAGAGUAAUCCAAUUGAACACAUUGGAAGAUCGAAAUGUGUCGGACAAAACGCAAUGGGACAACGCCUUGCGGUUCUUGGAAGAGUCUCUUCAGGAAAAGAUCCACGUGAAUGAAGCUAAUCUGAAGGAGAAGGUCGGUCCAUCGUUCUACGAGAGAUGGUUCCAGUGGCAAAAUAUGACCGAGGAUCAACGAAUUCGAUCCGCCACCCGAUCCGAGCUCGAGCGAAUCCUUCAAUCCAAUCCCGAACACAAGUCCCAAUUAGGCUUCGAGGAAAUCACCACUAUCAAGCGCAAUCUGCAGAUGGCCCAAGUGGAGGUCGAUAACGAUGUGAUUCGAGAAACGUGGCAUCCAGUGUAUCGAAGACAUUUUCUCAACAAAGCUUUGUCGCGUUGUUACGAUUGCCGACGAGGAUUCUACAUCUACAAGCAAGGCUUGGAGACCGAAUUGGACUGCAACGAUAUUGUGCUCUUCUGGCGGAUUCAGCAAAUGUUAAAAGUUACAGCUAACGCAUUAAGGCAACAGGUAAUGAACCGAGAGGCCCGGAGGUUGGAAAAGGAGAUCAAGAACGUGCUCGAGGAUUUCUCGCAAGAUCCUGAAGUGAAAGAGAAAUUCCUCACUGGACGCCGGGUCUCUUUGGCCGAGGAAUUGAAGCGUGUGCGGCAGAUCCAGGAGAAACUGGAGGAGUUCAUCAAGGCCUUGAACACCGAGCGCGAGUGAAGGCGGUGAUUUAUAAUUUCAAGCCUUCUGAGACAUGUUCUUCACUCUGUUGUUUUCUUGGAAAUACAUGAGCUCGCAAUGAU
Messenger RNA from Tigriopus californicus, 3557 nucleotides. It is a transcript of the gene Opa1, whose product is annotated as dynamin-like 120 kDa protein, mitochondrial. Gene Ontology annotation, biological process: mitochondrial fusion. The transcript is spliced from 23 exons. Gene Ontology annotation, molecular function: GTP binding; GTPase activity; microtubule binding. Gene Ontology annotation, cellular component: microtubule; cytoplasm; mitochondrial membrane. The coding region runs from base 292 to 3474 and encodes 1060 amino acids. The record is from RefSeq and is a predicted model, not a curated record. NCBI's taxonomy places the organism in Eukaryota, Metazoa, Arthropoda, Copepoda, Harpacticoida, Harpacticidae.